UGGCCUUCAAAUAGGGAUGGUGCAAUUUGGUGUAAUUCUUUCAAACUUUGCCAAAAUUACAGUUUUAUAUGGCUUAUAAAAACUACAGGGCAAUACAGGUACAUAAACAGUUGGUAGCAAAAAACUACAAAGGCAAUAAAUAUUAUACUAUAUCAGCACAAUAGCCAAUGGACAGCCAUAUGUACAGAACACAUUAAACUGGGUUGAUGUAUGUAGUAGUCUUUUACUAAAAAAUUGACAGUGGUAUGGUUUAAAUGUCAAUUUUUCUUAUUUGAUACAAAAGCUGUAUUUUAUUAGAACAGUAUUUAUGUGCCUCUUUGCAGAAGGUACACUCUGCUUUUUACAAAAAUUACAAUUACAGGGCAACCAGUUUGUAGAAUAGAAUAGAACAGAAUAUUCCUUUAUUGACCCCCCCCCCCAUGGGGGAAAUAACCUGCCUGUGGCUGUUUUAACUUUUCCUAAUUUAAUCUUAUAUUUUUCUUCUUCUGUGUUUCACUAUCUAAGUUAGAUAUGUUCAUUAACACAUUUUAAGUAUGCAUUACAAACAUUUUUACUUGACUAUUUUUUUAAUUUUCCCACUUCAUGCGCUUUUAUUUUGAAGGAUUUCACAGGAAGCUUGACAUUCAGUUGAUUCUACUUAACAGUUUGUGUUUUUCUUUGACAAAAACAUGGAUGUGAGUCAUAAAAAUCGACCCUGUCGACUUGCCUUUGCAUCAUGAAAUGUAGCAGCAGUCUCCGGAUAUUUUUUCGCAGAAGUUUUUCCUUGAACUGAUCGCUGGAAAUUAUAAAUCCGGCGGUUUGUUUUCCACCUCGGUAAGAGAGGUUAAGCUCUUCUUUGCCCACCGAGGCUGAGCUCCUUUUGUCUCCAGCGUCUGUGUGUUUUUUUUCACCGUGUCAACAUGGAUAUGUACGGAUACAGCGGGGUCUUCUUGGUGAAAAGAUUUCUGGACAAAGACGUCUUCGAGGUGACAAACAUGUCUGACAUUAACAAGGCGAAUCCACACGGCUGCGAUAACGGAGCUCUGACGGACAGGUUCGGCGUCCUGAUCCAGGGACUCCUGGCUAUUGUUGCCUUCAGUACGCUGAUGUGUGAGUGUCUGAUCCGUUCAUUCUUGUGUGUCUGUAAACACGAAAAUAUCACAUUAUUAUAGUGUUAAUUUAGGCAGAGGAUGCUCGAAAUACAAAGUCAUUAAACUCAAUUUUAAAAACCUGCGCGUGUCCACGUGGCGUUUUGUUGACGUUUGUUUGGACUGAGCCUCAUUAGCUGCACACCAAACCCCUUUUAAAAACACACUUAUUUAAUGUUGCCGUCCUGUUUACUAGAUUGAACUUAGACAAUCUUUCAAAUUUUCUUGACAAACACAAUUUUUUAACCUUGUAAAACAAAUCCGGAUAUUUUGUCAAUUGUUUCUGUAGUGCCUGAUCAGCGUGGCACCAAACUCCAUUGAAAAACAUCUGCUUUUUAUUGCACAUUACUUCCCCAUGUUAAACUCGCAACGUGUAUUGUUUCUGCAUCUGCAUUUGGCCUGUAUUGGUUUCUCAUUUGUUUCUGCAUAAAUUACAGUCUCCGAAAUUCCUCAAAUAUGAUAGAAUUAUGUCUUUUUUGUUUAACACCAUCUUAUAGACAUCUCCCACGUCCACAAACAUAAAGAGUCAUGGCAUGUACAUAUAUUCUAACACACUAAACCUCUUUUGGUAACAUAUUUUAAAGCCGAAUCUGACAUUGAGACACAAAUUAAAGUAUCCACAAUCUAGGUUCACCAUACCUCAUAGAAUAUGCUUGAAAAUAGAGAAGCAUUAAAAAGGAAGUAUUUUUUAAAGGACGUUUCGAUAGGGGUAAAACUUGCCAACAUUAUUAUAAUGCAAUCCUUGUAAGCUUUUACAGUAAGCAAAUCAUCAGCUGCUGUUAAACUAAUGUACCAUUGUAUUUGAACUUGUACUCCAGGGAUUGUAUAUGUCUUUUUCUUUUUAUUGCACAGAAUUUCAGUCAUGGUUUCAGAGAACAUGUAGUAUUCGUUGAAAUAUGUGCAUGAUUCAGUCACACUUGCUUGUGACCUGAACAGCAAAACAAGAUGUUCCUUAUUGACAGCCAACGCUACACAGUGAUCCCUCUAUACAAUGCCCAUUGACAGCCAAUUAGGUUGUGAAUCAGUGGCUGCUGACUUGGAGAUGUUCUGCAGUGAGACCAUGUUUUGUGCUCCUGCAGCAGUUGAGGCAAAAGGUGUUCAUAUCUGAGAUCAUUGGACACUGCAUCAAGUGAUGUAAGAGUGCUGGGAAAUUUUGUGCAGUAUGCGAUGAUGCACGGCACUCAAAUGCAACCUCAUGAUAAACUGCUUGAAAACAUCCUCCAUAAUAGAUGAACUCUAGCUUCAGUCAUUUUGGCUCUGUAGGGAUAUAAUUACAUGCAAACUUGAGCACUUAUUUGUAAAGUGGAAACUUAACUACUUUGUAGAAUGCUCUUCUUUGCUGUUGUCUGAGCAAAGAGCCUUUAAAAUGCUCUUAGAGUGAAGGAAAAUAUACCUGAUAUUGUUCCAUGAUUCUGUAUCGACUCUUAAAAACACUUGAAAUGAAUAUAUUACAUUCAAAGAUUUCAAUAUUUGCUGAUUAAACCAAUGGGGAUAAGAUGCAAUUCUAAUUUUCCCAACAGUACCAGCCUUGCAUCAACAUGUGGUUGUUAGUGAUCAGGACACAAGUGACUUGCUUUAAGUAAGAGCCUUCAGACUUCACAUGAACCAUCACUCUCCAGUGAUCAGAUCUCAGCCUCUCUCUUUAGAUGCAAAUUUACUCUCUCUGAAGACUGAGCCUGUUAGUAUAAGCCAGGCAUCAAGUGAUCAUUGCUGCAGAUACAGGGAGAGUGGCCGAGGACAUGAGCGUAAAUGACCAUGUCUGGGUUGCGUUACAUUGGGUUAUUCUAUCAUUUUAUAACAUGACUGAUAAUUAUGUCAGAAGCAAUUUUAAAUGGCAUUAUUCUCUAUAUCAUGGCAGGAUCAGUAAAGGCUGAGGGCUCGAAUCUUAUUUCUCACUAUCUUUCCAACACUAAUCAACUGCAGCCACAUUGACCAGACUGCCUGCAGUGUCUGCAGACGUUAUUGUUUGUUUUUUGUUUGUAGAUGUGAUGCAUGAUACCAUUGGCAUGAUGUUGGUAUUGACAGAUGACAAUCACUUAAAAAUAAAUGAUUGAUAUCAGUAGAUGUGGAAUUUCAGCAGAUACGAUUAUUAGCCCAAAAGGUGAUGCAUUUAAUACAUGCGUGAAAAGACAGCUCACACACAUUGGCUGUAUGGAGGUGCUGGAAACAGACAGCAGAUGAAUGUGUCAUUAAAGAAAGAAUAUAAUGAUCAUUUAUGGUAAACUUGAAUGUUGUUUAUCUUGUUUUAAGUGCAGUUCUAAAAUACCUUAAAUCCUAUAAUAUAGGCACACCCCUUAAUUUGCUUUUACUGCCGUAGGUGCCAGGCCUUUAUAUGAAGCAGGCCUUUAUUUAAGAUUUGAAGUGUCUUCAUACUGACCUCUUCAGAGUUUUAAAUGGUGUUUUACAAUAUUCUGAUACUUUCAGACUGUGAAUUUUUUUUAUAUUUGUGAGCUGUUAGAACAAUCAUUUAGAUAGGCCCACCCUUAAUUUGAAUUUACUGCUGAAGUUACCAGGCCUUUAUAUGAAGCAGGCCUUUAUUUCAAAUUCGAAGUGUCUUCAUACUGACCUUUUCAGCGUUUUAAAUGGUGCUUUAUAAUAUUCUGAUAUUUUCAGACUGUGGAUUUUUUUUUAUAUUUGUGUGCUGGGAGAAUAGUCAUCAAGAUUAAAACAGCUUAAUUCAGAAAUAUUUCACUUUGUGUGUGAUCAAUCCGGAAUUUUCUGAAAACCAAGAAGUGUGGGCCAGAGCCAACAACAACUUCUGUCUCUGAGUCAAACGAUGUAACAGAAAAACUGUUACCCAGUCAAAGACAUGCAGGCUAAGGUCUUUGAGUUCCUUCUGCAUAUCAGAAUAAACCAAACUGUAAUCUCUGUAUUGUCUUAGAUAUCAUGUUGCUUCUUUAUCAUUAAAAAAAGCCCCUCGACAUUGCCAAAAGAUUAAAUCUAGGCUUAAAUGCAAAGAAAUGUCAAACCUAAAUCUGUAUGCAUUUGGCACAUUAUUAUUGACCUGUGACACGUGUACACUGCAGUUUGCUUUAGUAUUAAGAGUAUAUCUUUAAAGGUCAAAGCAGUCAUGUUGGUUUCAUCAGCUCAUCAAACAGCUGCGCUCAGAGCAGCUGCAGCUUCAGAGGACUCAAGUGUUGCAGAAUCAAGCGAGGCCUUCAGGGUGAUUGGGAUCAAUGAGCUCUAACCUCCACUCAGUUACUUAUUAGCGGAGAAAUCGAUACACACACUCCUCUCUCUUUUUUUCCCCCCUCGUUCCUGCUCUCAGCACAAGUGCCAUUCUUGUUCAGAGCACAUGCAUCUGUUAAUAUUUACUCUGCAUUAUUUGAGCGCAGCAGAGCAUUAAGGGCCCUUCAGCUAUGAUCGCUGUGGCGGUAUGCCAAGUCACAGCCGAGCCAGGGCUGCAGCAUGAGUCCUUCUGAUCUGUGGUUAAAGUGCUCUUCCUAAAAGGCUAUUUUGGGAGUUUCCUUCCAUUGAGUUGUCAUUAUCCCUGCACUCUUAUCAAUCUGAUAAAGGCUGAAUUUCUGUUUUAGUUAGCCAAAGCUUUCCAGAGCAAAGUUUCAAGUUGAAGCUUUGCUUCUUUUUUUUUUUUGUGCAGAGAAAAGUUUGUCAGCCAACAGAGUUUCAAAGCAGUUGAAAAUCGCUCCUUUCUUUAGAUUCAUAACCUGAAUAUGUUUGUUUAUCAUUUUAAUGGAAUAUUCUGGCAUAAAACUAAUUUAGGGUCAAACACACCGUAACACCGAGUUAGACACCCCCUCGAGAGAUGAAUGUUGCAGACCGCUUGCUUCUCUAGUUAUAUCAACUUUAGUGAUGACCGCACGAUAGCAAUACACAGCAGUCUGAGGAGGCACACACAAACCUCAACCAAAACGCCUUGGCGUCUUGGUCUGAUUGCAAUUCCAUGAAGAAAUGAUCAUGAAUGUUCUUCAUUGAGCUGCGGCACCCCGCUGUAGUCCGUAAUGGACUGGCCCGAAGUCUCACUACAAACAAACAGCUGCUGGAAGAGAGUAGGGGAGUUGUGUUCGGUCUCUUUGCUAAAGAAAUCAGGCAAAAUUAAAAAGAUGUUUGGUGGCUAGUACUAUGGCUGGGACCCUAUAUGUACUGUUGAUGAAGUUAGGUGAUGUUCUGAGCAUUAUUUGUGGCUAUAGAGUGGCGUUUUGGUUGAGGUUUGUUUAUGGCUCCUCAGACCGCAGUGUAUUGCUAUCGUGCGGUCGUUACUAAAGUUGGUAUAACUAGAGAAGCAAGUGGUCGGCAACAAUCAUCUCUCAGCGUUUGGGUGUGUUUGACCCUCAAUUAAUUUAUGCCGGAAUAUCCCUUUAACAAUCUCAAUUUUUAUGGAGAAUCUUGGCUGGUUGCAAUCUUAGACUAAAACAAAUAAUUUUUACUUAAUGUAGGUCUGAUUGAGGUUGAAUCCUUUUAUGAGAAAGAAAUGAGUAACUGGCUGAAAAUUUUAGAAAAACUGAAGACAAGACCUAAAAAGUGUUGAUAUUCGGCUUAAGAACAACACUCUCUUUGUGCAGUUUUUACAACAUCUUUUAUUUAUUCAUUCAUUCGUCAGAACAAAUCACAAGAUUAACAUCAGAUGAAACAACUGAUAGACCCCAAGACCCUAAAACUUAACUGGGGGCUGAACAGAUACAAAACAUCUCUGCAGGACGCCUCGCUCCUGUCCCCACAUGCAGAGUCACAUUCCCUGACCCUGUUAGAUGGCGAGAUAGAGGAACAGUGGGCGCCUGUUCACCCUGAGCUCAGCAGGGACGAAUGAAAAUGUGACGGUGUGAAAACCAGGACAUACGCGAUCAGCUGUGUGUCGUCUGUUUUCGCUGUGCAGGUCAAACUACCUGCAAAGAAAGUGAAACAUGAAUUUGAAGGAUGAGCACAAGUCCAGCUGUAACAUUAUUGAUUAAUCGAGCCACUCUCUGUUUUUUUUGUCUGCAGUGAAGAGGUUCAGGGAGCCUGUGGGGAUCAGACGACCAUGGAGGAUCUGGUCAGGAAUAUCUCUUCUCAUCAUCUCUCUUCUCCUUUAGAUUGUACACUUGUAAAUAAAGGCUGUAAAACCAAAAGAAAGUUGAUCCAAUCUGAAUUAGUUUGAAAGAUUAAUGAAACAAAUCAAUAUGGCUGCUAAAAACCUUCAGAUUUCUACUGUUUUGAACAGAAAAGCAAAUAAAUUUGUCAGAAAUAGAAAUUAAACUCAGUCUGUGUCUUUUUUACAGGUUUUUUGACACGUCCAAACAAGCCAUUGGUGCUCUUUUCAUCCACUUUGCCAACGUCUUCCUUUCCACGCUCACCAAAGAGGACCCGUGCUCCCUGUAAGUUCUCCACCAGCAUAAAUUAAGUCAUGACAAGAUACAGGUUUGGCUGAUUCCCUAUUUUUAUGUCUUCUUUAAAAGCUAUCUUAUGAACUUUCUGCUUGAUGCCACAUUGGGGAUGCUGGUCAUCUGGUUGGCUGUGAAGUUGGUGUCCAAACUGGUGGAGUACAAGGAGUGGACUCUUCUCAUGUUUGGAGAAUAUGGUAAGAAAUCAUCUUUUUGGUCAUUCAUGCAAAAGUGAAUAAAGAGGUAAAAAAAAAAAAAAGGUAAUAGAUGCAGUCGUGGUAAAGGCCACUAGAGGGCAGUGUAGACUUCUUUUGGAGGUAUGCAUAAAGGGAGGCGAGCCAGCAUCUCCAGCUGCAGCCUGGCCUGGAAAAGAGUCCUUCUUGCUUCAGAGUGGGAUUAACUUCAUGCCAGUUAUUACACUUACUCGCUGCGUUUUUCGUUUUUGUUCUUGUCUCCUGAGAUAGAAGCAAAAGGCAAGAGCAGAAAGAUCUCAAUCUCCGCCCCUUUUUGGAUGAACAUCAAGUUUCAGUAUGCUUAGUAAUAUUAAGAAAAUGAUUGCCUUAAAAAAUUGUGUAUUCAUGAGAAAAAAAAAAAAAAAAACAGAAGGCGAAUUCAUGUAAUCCCGAACACCUUGGCAUUAAAAUCUCCGUCUUCUCCUCCUCUCUCCGUCUGCCUCUUUGUGUCUUCCUCCUCCCUCCUUCCUGUCUUAAUGACAGGCCUGUCCUGCUUUGUGUCUGCUGUGAGGAGACACCUGCGCAGGACAGCUUUUCUUGAAUUUUAGGGAAAGGUUUGGAAGAGUACAGGACAUAAGUUUGUGAAAGAUUUCUAAAAACAGAGUGUGGAAAAAGCCUGACAAAUUCCCAAUCUUCGAUGUUGAUCUAAAACAGCUGUGAAAUAAGAUUCAGUUAAAACACAGUUUGCUAAAACCUUAGAUUUGUGAACCUGUGAGUGUUUCUUUAAAGCUAUAAAGCCGAUGAAGUGUUGAUAACUGCAGUUCCUCAAAUGUCCACUAGGCGCUGCCUCCCAAAGUUUAGUCGGUCUUGUAAUCCUGUUAUCCUCAGAAUUUAAGACUGGCUGCAGUAAAUGGAGUAUGUUGAUGUAUAUGAGAUGUUCACUGUUGUUUUUUCUCCACCCGCUCCCCUCCAGGCGACCCUCCUCAGGCCGCAGCGUGGCUCGGUCAGUGUGGGGUCUACCUGCUCAUCAUGGUGCUGGAGAAAGGUGUGAUCAGCCUGGUGCUGCUCGUCCCCGGCUGGUCCAAAGUAAGUGGUUGUGAUUACGUGUGUUGCUUUCAGGGCCCUUGGGAAAGAUACAUGUUUCAAAAGACACUGGGGAGAUCCUUGUAGAUUUUCCCAUGGCUCAACCACCAGAGAGGAUGUUGUUAAAUAUUAACAUCAGCUGGGCGCUGACUGGAUUUGUUAUAAUUUGAUUGGAAUCAACCAUGAACCGGAUUGAAGUCAAAUUCAAGUAAAUUUAUGGUCAGUGCAAUCAGACUCCAUGAAAUAAUCUGUAUAUUUAAAAUCCUCCUGUUUCUGUCCUUGUUUGGUCGAGUGUUUAAAGUCUCUGACAGUGUUUAGAGGAUUAAAAUCAUUAGGAUGAGAGAGAAUAAACAAGAGGAAGAUAAAAAAUGACCUUUUAUUUUACUGGAGACAUGAAGUCAAUGGGAAGUAUCGGACAGACGGUCGUUUGCAUGACAACACGACUGUAUUUGUUUAUUGAAGUAAGCCACAACCAAAGCAACAGAUGUCUAUUUAAGGAUUAAAAAUGUGGCCUCUUCAUUUAUUACUUAUUUAUGUCCUAAAGGGAUUUUAUAAAAAUAAAAUGUUCUUUAGAUGACUUCACUUUCUUUAUGUAAAGAUAGUCUCCAUCUUAUCUGACAAGUCGCUAUUUGGACGUUAGUUUUAUUAAAUGACAAUAAAAGUCCACCUUUCAUUCAAAGCUCUAUUAACUCCCCAUCUUCAUCUGUCUGUGAUUUUCACGAACACUACAGGCAUAGAAACUGAAAUGUAACACUUCAUAGUCCCUCAAGCUCUUGGACAAGCAGGAAAACACUGUCUUAAACUCCGUCAUGAUUAAUCGAGCGUUUGGUGACAAUCGCAGCGACUCCUGCAUGUUUACAUUCUGCAGUUUAAAUGAUAUAUCAGUGUGAAAAAAAUUUUUGUUCUGUUAAGAUCUGGCCAAAUAAUGAAAGUACUCUAAAUCAAAUGAUCAAAACUUAAUGAAAACUUUUAUUUGUGGUGUGUUGAAAGUUGUCUAUCAACGUAUAUUGUAUUUCAGUGCAGAAAUACAGGAUAGUUACCUGGUUUUAAGGGCAUUUUAAGCUAAAAUGACUCAUUUUUGCUCUGGAACAAAAACCUUAAACUCUCCUGUCCUCUCUUCCAGCUACAAGAGGUGCUCCUGAGCUACAUCGCUAACCCUCAGCUGGAGCUGGUGUUGGUCAUGCUCAUCGUGCCCUUCAUCGUCAACGUGAGAUCUGCUUUACAGCCCAGUUUCAGCACUUUGAUCUCAGGGUUUCGGUCGUCUUUUCGCUGUGUUUGUAACUGUUAUUGUGUCUCUCUGGCUCCCUCUGUAGUCCAUCAUGUUCUGGGUGGUGGACAGUCUGAUGAUGAGGAAGUACAAGACCAUGAAGAGCCUGGACGACUCGUUCGAAGACUCAGUGAAGAAGGCGGACUCGCUGCCCUGGGUGAACAGCGAGGAGUCACGGGUAAGGACAAUUUAGAGUACUUCAUAAGAGGUGGAUGUGUCUUUCAGGUCUGGAUUCUCAAAUUGAUCCUGAAGUAUCUUGAACCUUCAGUCUUUCUACUCUGGGGAAUCACUGGGACAUCGAUAGAUUAUACUGCGUCAUAUUACAUUGUAGGAUUGAAUAAAAAAUAUAUAAAAUCAGCAUUAGAACAUUCAAAAUAGGUCGAACUGACUUGUAGAAAGCUGACUGAGUUCUGGGACUGACUCAUUCUGUCUCAAAGGUUUUGGAGGGUGAAAAACGGUCGUUAAUUUUUCAGCCACGUAGUCACGCUGGGUGUCAGCUGCACCUGUUGUUUUGGGGAUGAACACAAAGCAGACUGAUCUUCUCUUUCUACACUCCAACCAAACAGGAACAAACCCAGAUGAUCUCAGUCCGAGAACAACUGACUCACACGUCCCCCGUUACUGUUCAGAUGGAGAUUUCUAAAAUUCCUCUCUUGAUUUUUUUAUUUUUGUUUUCUUCUGCUUUUGGACAAUUUUGCACUUUUGAGAACUUGCAGAACUCCCAUUGACAGACCAUUGUCUUUAUGCUUUUUAAGUAUUUUUGAAUUGUAAAUAAUAUUUUGAGCAGAGUGUUCAACUAGGGCCAAAUACAUUUUCAUUGUUGUGUACCACAGAGGUCUUUGCUGAUGCUCUGCCUGCACUACCUUUUACGCAUGCACAUAAAACAAGGGGUGGGUGUGCUCUACCUGCUUCAGCUUUUCAUUCAUAGACAAACCCAGACAGCCCCCUAAAAAGAGGAGAUGUCCGGCUAAAAGAGGACGUAUGGUCACCCUACAUAUAUUAAAGGUGUGCUCUGGUUGCCUUGGCUUUACAUGCUUACAGAUAAUGCCAAGAGAUGUGUGCUCUCCCUGCUUCAGAUUUUCCAUGUGUGCAUAUGAAUCAGAGGACAGGUGUGCUCUCCCUUCCUUGGCUUUUUUAAUGCAUUGACAUGAAACAUAAAGGAGGUGUGCUCUGCCUGCCUUAGGUUCAGCAUUUUACAUAUGCAUGAGGACAGGCAGGGAGCUCUCAGAACAGAAACAGACUGCCAAGUAUAAUUGAUUGCAUCAUUCUGUUUGUCAAAAGUUGAUCCUGACUGAAUUCCUCCUUUUCGUCAGUGUAAUGUUACCCAUCCGACUAUGUGUCUUUGGGUUGAGUUCUGGUUCAGUCGGACCAAUGGCUAAUGCUUGAUAGCAACCUCCUCCGCACAGCACAGAAGCCAGAGUUAUUUUUCUUUUUUUUUCCGUCUGUUUGCAAAGUUUACCCCACGGAUACCAGAACAAGCCCCUCCCCGCCUCCUCUUCUUUUGUGUUAGUCUUCUGGGCAGCUAUAAAUCAAGCCUUUUCUUGCUAAUAGAAGUGACAUUUAGGAGUCUUCUCCACGCGCUGAUGUUAUGGAAAGCAGACUAAAGUGGAGGAGGACACCAGAGAGAGGGGGGCAUUGACUCGGAUGAGGUUUUGCUGGGGGUGGUGGUCGCAGCUAUGGUCAUAAUAGUCACAAUGCUGCUGUUGUUUCUUAUGGUUCUUCAGAAGAUUCAAGUCCGAUAUCAGACUCGUAUUAUUCAACCAAAGUUUGAUACCAAGUGACUGAAAAAAAGAAGAUCUGGAUCUGCAAAACUCUUUUAAGUGGCUUCAAUCUCAAUUUACCCACAUGUCAGCCUCUCAUAUAAAGAAACAUAUGGAAGUUUUGAUGCUGUAAAUGCCAUAUAGGAUGGAUUUACUCCUCUGAGAUUUGAAUCUCUGCUGCUGCUUCAGAGCUAUAACCUUUUAGUCGGUGAAUAAACUGAGUUAUUCCCCAUUUUAGGAUGGGAACGCAGAACUAAGAUAUUUCCCAGAUUUUAAUCAACAAAAGCAAAGAAUCAUGGCACAUCAGAGCUGCUAGGAAGAAACAGUGUCUCAGUGUGGUGAGAGGGGUAAACCCAGACUGUUUGAGAUUCAAUUCAAACAUUUACAAUCAAAAUAUUUGGGAUCAUCUGAAAUGUUCUGUAGGUGCACGUGUAUUAGGAGAAAAAAACAAUCUUGAGGAGCACUGAUGAUUCUUUCUUGUAACUUUGUAACUUUGUGUUUUAAAAGAACACACAGGUUUUCUCUACUUGAUUUCUAACAAAAUUUAAAGUUUUUCUCAGUCCCUGCUUUCCUUAACAAGUCUUAAUAGUCUUAAAUCUUUCUUUUCUCUCUUUAAGGUCAAAAAUGUCCCUAAAAUCUUUUUGAAAUUUUGAAAAAGUUUCAUUUACUUAAAAGUAUAAAGUUAAAUCAGUUUCAUUUUUCUUCAAGGUCAUUAAAAGUUUUUUCAAAAAAUGUUGAAAAUCUUAAUCAGUGUUGUUGUUUUUCUUUUUUUUUUUAAACUGAGGUCUUGAAAUGGGAAAGUCUAUAAAUUUUUAGUAAGUUUAAAUUUUUAUAACAAAGUCUUGAAAUGUCUUAAACAUCUUGAAAAUCUGUUUAAUUUUGUGAAUUAAGGCCGUUAAAUUUAUUUAAAAGUCUUUGAAGUUUUAAAGUAGUUUAAUUUUUCUCUUUGUCUAAAAAUGUUUUUUAAUCUUUUUUAAUCUUGUGUUAUGAAAUAUCUCCAAGUCUUGUUUCGACCUGUGAAAGGUCUUAAAUUUGUGACAGCCCUUUGACUCAGAAAAAUCUGAAAAUCUAAGUUCUCUUUGCUUGAUAAAAAAGUUCUUCAAAAGUCUUGACUUUGCUUUUAAAAUUGUACAGCACUUGUAAAGAUAAGCUUUUAGAAUCCACUGUGUAUGACUUUUUUUAAUAUGCUUUCACUUUCUGACCCUGUUUUCAUCGUUCUUCAGGUCCUGCUGACGGUGGAGACAGACACAGACGAGGCCUCAGAGGGGGAGGAAGAUCCUGCUGAUGCUGGACCCCUCCCUCAUGUGCACUAUUCUGGAGGACCACUGAGACCCAGCUGGGUGGUUGUAUAAACCCAGAUCAUGUGACCUCCCACCUGUACAUCUUCCUUCCACACAUAAACCACUGCUAAAAGCCUAAAUAUGAGCAAAAAACAAAACCUAGAGCAUCCUCGCCUCAGAUUAAAGGUCCAAAUAUCAGCUUCCUGUAAGCAAAGGCAUGACGAAAGGUUAUCAUACCUGUGAAUGUGAACACUACAGCCUUAGCUGCCUUUCUGCACUGAAGGUGAGAAUAGUUACAGCUGAAGCUUGACUUCAUGUAUGCAUGUAAAUCCGACUGCUUUUUAGGAAGGAGAGGCUCUUUAUUUUCUCACCUCGCUGCCUCCGUUAGCUUCAAGAGAACAUCAGACGGAGAAACCACAACUGAGCAUGUGUAGAAGGAGAUAUGAAGAAGCCAAGCAGCCAUAGGGCGAAAUAUUAGAGUGGUGAAGGAGUUGAAAUGUCCCUUCUCCACACUGGGGGCUUUUUUUUUUUCUAUCAGGAGUGAUGUUUCUCUGAGGAGAGUCAUUGAAAGUGUAUCAUAUUCCAAAGAGAGGCCAGUGAGUCAAGUACACAAACAAGUGCUCAAAGAUUUAACCUCUUCAGAAAUCAUCACCUUUUUCAUUUCUAAUUAUAGUCAUUCCAACAAGUUUGCCCCGUAGCAGCUUAUUUUAACUUUGAGAGGUGGUAAAUACUCGUAGUAAAAACCACGUGUGUGUUGGUUUUGGGCUGCAGCAGCCUUCAUGGACCAAACAUGUUGGAAAGUGGUUAUGUGAGGAGGUUUUUAGUUCCUGUCUCUUUGAAUGAAUUACAUGCAGGCAGGAUUUUUUAAUGUCAUGGUUGAAAGGACCAGAUCUCACUGUGCUAUGUGCUGUUCAUGAUGGUGUGUCAGAGCCGCUGUCAAAGAAAAACUGAGAUUUUCGGUUUAAUGCCUGGAGAUUUUCAAAGCAGUUGCAACUCUGAUGAGGAAGAAGUUAUCUUAAGAGAAAAGUCGUUAUUUCGCAUGAGUUAAAGCACAAUUUUUAUAAGAAAACAAGAUCGUUUAAGCUUGUCGCUAUUGCAAUAUUUUACUUUUGCCCUUAAACGUUGAACAAGAUAGAGCAGACAUGUCUCUACCCUCAACAUGACCUACAACCAGACUGAUCUAGCUUAUCUUAGCUUAGCUUAGCAUAGCUUAGCAUAGUGACUGAAAAGAGAGGGAAACAGCUAGCUUAGCUCUAUCAAGCACUGACAAAAUCGACUUAUUAGCUCCUCUAAAACUCAGUAAAGACCACAUUUCAUCUUGUGUCUCUAAUCUGAGGUUUAUGGGGGCGUUUCAGUGCUUUCUUUGCUUUGAGCAGUAACCUUACUGACAUCUUCCCUUUAUACUACAGACUGAUUUCCUUGUUUAACUUCAGGUUUGAGUUCCCACUUAAGCACAAUGUACGGAACUCUGUUAAAUGAGGGAUCACAGUCUGCAGGUCAACAAUAACAGCAGCAGAGCUAGCACCCCCUGCCUUUAGUCCACCUUACAGGUAAAUAUUUACAUUUUGACUGUUAUUUCUAAUCUACAGUAUAAUAUAGAUAAUGAGUUAUUGUGACUUUUGCGACUUCAUCUUAAAAUGUACAAAUUCCUAUUUCAGGGUUAUUUUCUUGAAACAUUUUCAAAUCUCAGUUUUUCACAAUCUGGCCGAGAUGCUCCAUCGUUUACUUCCCACAGUGGGAUAAUAACUGACAAAUUAACUGUGUAUUGAUAUGGCACAUUUUACUUUAUUUAUUCUUAUUUUAUAUAUAUUGUGGUCCAGUCUGUGGUAAAGAUGUUUGAACUGGAAGUUUUUUGUGAGUUCACAGAGGAAUCAGAAUCAUAAGAUAGAUGUAUGUUACUUUGAUAAUGAGAACACAUCCAUUUAACAGUUUAUGCUUCAGUUUAACAUGGUUUUUAGUUCAACAUAUUCCCUCUGUGAUGUUUUAUUUUGUAUCUGUAUGUAUUUUUUUAUUGUAAAAUGAGUUAUUACAACAACAGCACAGCUCGCCCUAAAGUGUCAUUUACAGGCUGUAAAACUGCCUCGGUGCUUCUUACCGAAUGUAUAUCUCUUUUAUCUGAAUAAAGAUGAUUGACACAUGAA
Messenger RNA from Xyrichtys novacula (pearly razorfish), 14146 nucleotides. Lineage: Eukaryota; Metazoa; Chordata; Actinopteri; Labriformes; Labridae. The record is from the annotation of a GenBank genome assembly.